Molecule: messenger RNA, 5789 nt
Organism: Girardinichthys multiradiatus
Lineage: Eukaryota; Metazoa; Chordata; Actinopteri; Cyprinodontiformes; Goodeidae
Gene: pnpla6
Product: patatin-like phospholipase domain containing 6
Exons: 37
Coding region: 130-4308 (1392 amino acids)
Biological process (GO): phosphatidylcholine metabolic process
Cellular component (GO): endoplasmic reticulum
Molecular function (GO): phosphatidylcholine lysophospholipase A1 activity
Source: RefSeq, a predicted model, not a curated record
GUGGAACAGAGGGGCUUCAUUAAACAUAAUUUCCGUUGCCUUUUUUAGUUGAAAGUCAGUGACGAUUGACGGGAAUGCAUCAGUUUAGUUGCCGUUGAUGGACCAUCCCUAUGAAGACACAAGGCUACAAUGGGACAGAGUACCUCAGAACAAGAGGUCCAAGAAGACACUUCCACGGACAGAUUUGAAAACCUCAAGACCCAUGUGGAGGAAGAACUACAGACGAGCAUGAUGGCGGGGAUGGUUAUUGGCGCCGGCAUCGCUAUAGUCCUCAUCGCCAUCCUCAUCUUCUUCAUUAUGCGGAGGAUCCAGCGUCGAAACAUAGAGGCUCAGGAGGCACCAAAGUAUCGCUUUCGUAAGAGAGACAAAGUCAUGUUCUACGGACGAAAGAUUAUGCGGAAAGUUUCCCAGUCUACCUCUUCACUGGUGGGAACAUCCUCCUCCACUUCCUCAUCCUCACGUACACGCCUAAAGAAGAAGCAAAAAAUGCUCAACAUUGCCAAAAAGAUCCUGCGCUUCAAGAAGGAGGUGCCCAUCCUUCAGGCGAAGGAGCCCCCUCCCUCAGUGCUAGAGGCAGAUCUCACUGAAUUUGACGUGGCCAACUCCCACCUCCCCUCUGAGGUCCUCUACAUGCUCAAAAAUGUCCGCGUGCUGGGUCACUUUGAGAAGCCCCUCUUCCUGGAACUGUGCAAACACAUGGUCUUUCUGCAGUUCCAGCAGGGAGAGUAUGUCUUCAGGCCAGGACAGCCAGACAGCAGUAUCUACGUGGUUCAGGAUGGAAAGCUAGAACUGUGCCUUACAGGAACGGAUGGCAAAGAGAGUGUGGUCAAGGAAGUUUAUGCUGGAGACAGUGUUCACAGCCUCCUCAGCAUUCUGGAUGUCAUUACAGGCCAUCAGAAGCCUUACAGAACCGUGUCGGCACGAGCUGCAGAGGUUUCCACUGUUCUCCGUUUACCUGUCGAGGCCUUCCUCUCUAUAUUUGAGAAGUAUCCUGAGAGUCUGGUGCGAGUAGUUCAGAUCAUCAUGGUUCGCCUCCAGAGAGUUACAGUCCUAGCCCUGCACAAUUACCUGGGGCUGACCAAUGAGCUCUUCAGCCAUGAAAUGCAGCCUUCACGUCUCCCACCGCAGUCACCCCACGCUCCACGCACCAGUCCUGUCCGCCAUGGGAAGCGCUUUGGCAGCCUGACUGUUCCAGAGGAGCACCGGGAAGCUGCCAUUAAAGGUGAAGCUGCAGGAGGGGAACAAGGAAAAGAAGGAGGUCCGCCAAAUCUCAGUAGGACAAUUUCUAUGCCAGUGGACAUCUCUGGUAUUCAGAAAAGUUUGAGGUCGGAUUUUGACAUGGCGUAUGAGAGAGGACGGAUUUCUGUCUCUGCAGAAGACGGCAACACACCUCCCACUUUCACUCGGUCCAUGUCCCAUGAACAACGUGAGAGAAGAGUGACGGUGGAUGAAGUUCCAUCAGGUAUCUACUUGUAUCCUGAGGAAGAAUCAGGCGUGGACAACAUUUUCACACCUUUGUCCAGUCGGUGUAGCGCUUCUCUCUUUGAGGAAGCUCAAAAAGAUGUUCUCAGGCUCAUGAGGAUUGAGGACCCAUGUUUGUUAAACGGGAGAGCAACUCUGCACCAUGCAAAAGCUGGAGCUGUUUUGGCAAGACAGGGAGACCAGGAUGUUAGUCUCCACUUCGUCCUGUCUGGUUGCCUGCAUGUCUACCAGCGAAUGAUCGACAAACAGGAGGCCGUCUGCUUGUUUGUGACCCACCCAGGAGAGAUGGUAGGGCAGCUCGCGGUGCUCACCGGAGAGCCCCUUAUCUUUACCGUUAAGGCUAUCCGAGACUGUACUUACCUGAAGAUCUCAAAGUCAGAUUUCUAUGAGAUUAUGAGGGAACAGCCCAGCGUGGUGCUGAGUGUGGCCCACACGGUGGCCAUUCGAAUGUCAGCUUUCGUUAGGCAGAUGGACUUUGCUAUUGACUGGAUGGCUGUUGAAGCUGGCAGAGCCCUCUACAGACAAGAUGACCAGUCAGACUGCACCUACAUUAUUCUGAAUGGACGUCUACGUUCGGUCAUUCGUAAGGCAAAUGGCAAGAAAGAGUUGGUUGGGGAAUAUGGCAGAGGAGACCUCAUUGGUGUGGUGGAGGCGUUGACCAAGCAGCCCAGAGCCACCACUGUGCACGCUGUGAGAGACACGGAGCUGGUAAAACUGCCAGAGGGAACACUCAACAACAUUAAAAGACGAUAUCCACAGGUUGUGACAAGGUUGAUCCACUUGUUAGGCCAGAAGAUUUUGGGGAACCUGCAGCAGGGUCGGGGACCGUUCUCAGGUUCAGCUCUGAGUUUGCCAAGUAUGACAACUAGUGCAGAUGUUACCAACCCGGCUAGUAACCUCUCCACCGUGGCUGUGCUUCCUGUGUGUGAUGAAGUGCCAAUAAACGCGUUUAACUUGGAGCUUAGCCACGCCCUCAGUGCCAUUGGCCCCACUCUGCUUCUUACCAGUGAUAUAAUCAGGGAGCGCCUGGGAGCUUCUGCUCUGGACAGUAUCCAUGAGUAUCGUCUGUCUGGCUGGCUGGCCCAGCAGGAGGACAUCAAUCGUAUCGUCUUAUACCAGACUGACAACAGCAUGACGCCCUGGACUCAGCGCUGCAUCCGGCAGGCUGACUGCAUCCUCAUAGUGGGUCUUGGGGACCAGGAGCCCACUCUGGGGGAGUUGGAGCAGAUGCUGGAAAACACAGCAGUCCGGGCUCUGAAGAAGCUCAUCCUUCUGCACAGAGAAGAUGGACCCGGUCCAUCCAGAACAGUUGAGUGGCUCAACAUGCGCAGCUGGUGCUCGGGUCAUCUCCACUUGAAGUGUCCCCGCAGGGUUUUCUCCAGACGCAGCCCCACCAAACUAAGGGAGGUCUAUGAGAAGGUGUUUGAGAAAACAGCAGAUAGACACAGUGAUUUCUCUCGGCUGGCCCGAGUCCUCACUGGAAACAGCAUUGCACUUGUACUGGGAGGAGGCGGAGCAAGAGGCUGCUCGCAUGUUGGUGUUAUUAAAGCUAUGGAAGAAGCAGGGAUUCCUAUUGACAUAGUGGGCGGCACGUCAAUCGGCUCAUUCAUCGGAGCGCUGUAUGCAGAGGAGAGGAGCGCCGUUCGGACUAAACAGAGAGCCAGAGAAUGGUCCAAGGCAAUGAAUUCAGUAUUUAAAACGGUCUUGGACCUCACCUAUCCCAUCACCUCCAUGUUCUCUGGUUCAGCCUUCAACACCAGCAUCUAUAAAGUGUUUCAGGACAAACAAAUUGAGGACCUGUGGCUUCCAUACUUUAACGUCACCACUGACAUCACAGCUUCGGCCAUGCGGGUCCAUCAGGAUGGUUGUGUCUGGCGCUAUGUUAGAGCCAGCGCCUCCUACACCCCCUAUUUACCUCCCCUGUGCGACCCCAAGGAUGGCCACUUGCUUGUGGAUGGUUGCUAUGUUAACAAUGUCCCAGGCUCUCUGUGGCGCUAUGUACGGGCGAGCAUGACCCUCUCGGGGUACCUGCCGCCUCUCUGCGACCCCAAAGACGGCAACUUGCUAAUGGAUGGUGGCUACAUCAACAACCUGCCAGCGGACAUUGCGAGAAACGUGGGUACCAGGACUGUUAUCGCCAUUGAUGUGGGGAGCCAGGAUGAGACGGACCUCUGUAACUAUGGCGACAGCCUGUCUGGCUGGUGGCUGCUGUGGAAGCGGAUCAAUCCCUGGGCAGAAAAAGUGAAGGUGCCCGACAUGGCAGAGAUCCAGUCACGCUUGGCGUAUGUGUCCUGUGUGCGGCAGUUAGAGGUGGUAAAGAAAAGUGCCUACUGCGAGUACAUCCGACCACCUAUUGACCGCUUCAAGACCAUGGAUUUCGGCAAGUUUGAUGAGAUCUAUGAUAUCGGCUAUCAGCACGGCAAAUUGUUGUUCACUGGCUGGGCUCGAGGGGACAUCAUCGAGAACAUGCUGAGGGAUCACCGCUCAGCUGACUACAAUGACAGCAAGAGAACAGAUUCCUGCACGUGUCCAGGAGCUGACUUCACGGAUCUUGCAGAGAUCGUGUCCAGGAUCGAACCGGUGCAAAGCUUCGUAGCAGCAGAAGCGGAGGAGUCAGACUGUCUGACAGAGUAUGAGGAAGAUGGGAUGGACACAGUGAGAGAGGAAGAGGGGGAGGAGGAGGAGGACGAGGCAGAGGAUCCUGAAGACCACUCCCCAGGAGAGUGGGGACAGAACGGAGUCUUCCAGACUGAUGAGGAGAAAUCUGUGAGGCAACGCAGGAAAUUUACCAGCGACUCCAACGCUUCUGAGAUCUCAGACUGCUGACAGAGGGCCCUGGAGGAGCAGAAGUCAAAAUCGAGAGUCAGACUACCAAGAGGGCCAGAAACCUUCAAGACUUGACACAUGGACACCACACUAAACAUCUGAAAUUUCAGCAACAUCGGAACAAUUUGGGGGUUUAUUUGCAGUUGGGUUUUUUUGGGACCACCUUUAAGAACCAAGCUUGUUCUUAUUGAGACGCCUUUGCUUUAGUAUCUGUGGUCCUCGAUGUAAACAUGGUUCCACCAACUACCACCCUUUGGUUCCUCCUCUUAGAGACACUAAACGGGCCAGAAUUUAUACCACAGAAUUUAACAUCAACAUUUCAGAUCAUGUUUUCUAUAAUCAUUGAUGUGUUUGAUUCGGCACCCUCGCCGUUGAGGGUUUGUCUUAAUUUAUGGGCCUCGUUUUCUUUUAUGUGGUUUAUGUGUGCCAUAUGUUUUACUUGUGUUAUGGUCAUUUUUAUUUCAGAUUGGCAAAGCUUCAAUUAGCUUGUUGCCAAGAGACGCCAGCCUGGGACAGGCAGGGCCUAAAGGUAAAUGGUGAACCAGUCUUCUAUAGAAAAAUCAGUUGUUUAUGUGGAGUUUAUGAUGAAUAACUUAGAGUUGGAUCAGUGUUGAAAGCAGUACAGGGAUGGGUUGGGAUUGGAAGAAAAGAAAUGGAUCAUUAAGCAAAUUCAUGUGAUUGUUUUAAUUAAAUGUAUAACUUAAGUUCAGUUAAUCAAAUUGAACUAGAAACGCUUUAUGUGGAUCAGUUACAAGGAAGGAAUCUGAACAGCAAAGAGGGAUGAUUUAAAUCUUAAUGAUUGAAUGAACAUAUGUGGGUCCCAGAAACUUCAUUUUUAGAUCAUAUCUGAAUCAAUGAAUGCCUUUCUAACCACCGUUCUCCAUGCUCAGUGAAUGCAACUGCAACGGGUUUGUUGGGCUCACCUCAAUAAGCAAACAAGCGCGUUGUUUCUGUUUGCAUAAUGUCAGCACUCAGGGUUCCUGCGUAUGACUUUACGCUCAUGGUGAAUAAUAUAAAAAGGUUUGUUUUGAGCUUGAUUCUCCGAAUGGGCGCUCAUAAAAAUCCCCAGAACCAUGUAAAUAAUUAAUUGGCACAGAAAAUACGCAGAAAUCCAGAGUCAUCUCAGUAAUACUUCUUUUAGAAACUGUAACAAUAACGUGUUUCAUAAUGUCAGUAUUCAUAUAUGUAUAUGAGAGGGAUUUUUUUAAGUUGACGCUUUGCUGCAUAAUAGGGAACCUAAACCAAAAAUAAUAAGUUGUUCACUUAACAUCUGUUCUGUUGGUUUCAGCAGUUUUUAGUCUGUUUUUUUUUUGGUUUUUUUGUAUUAAUUAUAUUUAUUGUUUAAUUUAUGCAUCUACUUUGUAAAUUAAUUAACAUGGCUUUAGCUUUUUGCACUGAAAUGUAUGAGGUAUUCUUUGCUAGGACAAGGAUUACAAAGAGGUUGUAAUUUAUGAUGGGAAAUAAAUAUAACGAUACCCUAA